Molecule: messenger RNA, 2893 nt
Organism: Strongylocentrotus purpuratus (purple sea urchin)
Lineage: Eukaryota; Metazoa; Echinodermata; Echinoidea; Camarodonta; Strongylocentrotidae
Exons: 5
Coding region: 335-1570 (411 amino acids)
Source: RefSeq, a predicted model, not a curated record
CCGCUUCUGACUGCUGUGUGCGGUUAGCUUUAUUCACCGUAAUACAUGCAAUUUGCAUGGUAUAUUCCAAUACACACACACACAGCCGAGCCGGAAUAUGGCAGUAAAAAUGCCCGCAUGAUAAACACACAUAUCCACACGGUGCUGUGUUCCCCACAUCCACCAUCAAUACUUAUAGUACACGGGCAAAAUAUACAACCGCGUCAUUUAACACGUACACCAACUGGAUGACUGAUGCAGUAGUUAGUUAUUCGCGAAAUCACUCAGAAACGGUGCCAGAACCGUUCUUCUGUUAGGAGCUUGAAACGGUUAAACCGUCCAUAUAUCCUCCGACAUGUUCAAAUCCGGCUUCCAGCCAGUGUGCGUGCUAUACCAAGGAAAUCAAUCGCCUUUUGAUGGUAGCUGUCAACUGGUUUGCCGACACCAGAUACAGGAGACACAAAUCAGCCAAGGAGAUACUGUGACGGUGGUAGAUUUUGUUGAGUCACAAGGUAGCAGCAAUGAGGCUUCCAAGGAUGUAGGUCCAGUCAUCAGACAGGCCAUUGUCAUGGGACAAGAAAUGGUGUCCAGUCUGAUCGGGGCACAAUUUCAGACCAAACAGUCAGAAGAACCGAAAUCGAGCAAGAAGCGGAAGGUUUCUGAGGAGCAAGAAACUCGGAGGGAAGAUAAAGCUAGACAUGAGGAGAUUAGCCUGCUACGUGGUGUCUUCGCAGCCGUCAAGGUACUCAAUGAAGAAGUAUCGAGGCAAGCGAGGGAGCUGUCUCACAUGAAGCAGCGGCAAAUCCAGAUGAUGAAUCUACUGGACGCGGUGUGUCGUAAACAGGACGGUAAAAGUGUGGGAGGAUUUGGAGCCCCACCUUCCAUCUCUGCAGAUGCACAGAGUCAGGAGGAGGAAGAGGUAGUAGAGUCUGGGCCAAUCAUAGCAUCUGUACGAUCCACUUUUGCAGAAACUACAAGGCAAGUCCAGGACGAAGAAUACAGUGUUGUCAAAGUCUCUGCAGAAGCUUCGUCACCCGUUUCUGAGCAAGGUAGCGAGACAUUCGAGGAGGACUUGUUGUACUCGGCUAUCAAAUUGUCACCUGGCAAUGACCAUGGAUGGGAGCAGGACCAAGGCUCAUCCUCAACCUCACCGGUUCUGGACAAGAGGAAAGAUUAUCUUGAACUGUAUGUGGGCAAAUGGAGGCGUGGUGAGAAUGUUGAGAUCGGAAACUUCACUCUCAAAGUGAUGAUGCCAAUUACCGAGCUAGAAGACAUUCUGUACAAGACGAAUAAUGCAACAAGUUUCGGCUAUCGCUUGGCUGGGAAGUGUUUCACGUCAAGGGAGAUGGUGGAGGGCAACACACGUGGUGGUGGAUUCCGCACAGAUGGUGAGAUCUUCAAGCAGCUGAAUCCGGACGUUGUGGAAAUGAUAUUAGGUGAAGUGAAGAAACGGUUUCCAUUCAGUGCGUCUGACGAAUUGCUUGCUCGCAGUGUACGAAACGCCAUCAACGAGAGGGCUCGUAAUGAAAGAAAGAGAAUAGCUAGGUACCAAAUGACCAACAAAUUUGAAGAGAGUCCUUUAACAAACUGACAUUCUAAGCAAAAAUGAGACUUGAUCAUAAAAACUGAUGGCCAAGUAACUGUUGUGGAACAAACCUUUCGCGAAUCACAACCACUUGUUAAAUUCCUGUUUUGUUACCAUUGACUCUUAUCAAAAGUAGAACAUUUGUGAACACUCAUGUGAUACACAUACAUUUUUACCUUUCGAGCAACUAUUCUUGGAAUAAAAAAGUAUUUUUUUUGAAGAAAAAAAAGAACUACAAAAACUCCAUACAUAUAUAUUUACAGCUGAAUGUUAUAUUAUGAGUUGUACAUAUCACGGGUAUGCACAUGUCUUACAAAAUAGAUCAUACCUAUUAAACAUACAUGUGUUAUGCAUAGUAUACAAUGUAUGUAAGUUUUAACUAAAAGCUAUUGUUUAAUGUUAUCCGUAUUUGAACCAGACACUACUCAUAACUUCAACACUUGAGCUUGUCUUAACAUUUUGUCAAAGUGUAUAACUGUAGUGUACAACAAGGAUAACUUUUUUUACUUUCAUGGGUGCAUAAUUGCAUUCUAUUUUGGGAUUGAUACUGUUUUUCCUUUUCAUUUAAUCUUUUGAUAACUGUUACCAAUUGAUGUUAAAGGGAGUUUAUCCUGACGAGACUACGUGUCUUUCCCGUGGCCUGAAUCGGGGCCAAUCGGGUAUAAUAUGACUACAGACAUACGCGAAACCGAAGCGUGAGGAGAACUUUGGUCUGUUUCGCGAAUGCUGCCUACUGUUAAUCAAGUCUAUUCUAUUUGCAGUUGUCCGAUAAAAGACGUAGAUGGCGUUAACCAGUAUUUGCCAAGCUACACUCCCUUUAACUUGUAAUCACUUAGAGCUGUAGUUGAGAUGUGGGCUCGAUCUUAUAAAAAGUUAUGACUGAUUUGAAUUAAUUCUUUUGUAACCAGACAUUGAUAUCGAUUCCCAAUCUUUAGAGCACACUCCCAAGUGAAGAAUGACAGUUUGUAACUGAUAAAGGGACAUGAGAUCAAUCAAAACAAUAUGUUCACCUUCAAAUGUAGUGUUUUUUUGGAGUUGUCAGUUGUCAUGAAGAAAACUUAAUUUGUUGUUUAAAUCACAGCACAUGAUUAGUGAAGUGGAGGCUGUUUGUUCCUCCACUAUCUCUGGUGUUUGAUUGCAAAUGAUUUCCAACUUGAUAAACAGUAAUUGUUAGUUUUUACUAAUCAUUUUCUGAAGGAACAUUAUGGCAAACAAUACACUGUGACACUUACAGAUAUGCAGAUUACUACUAUCUUGCUUUGUUAAUGAAAAGAUAAAUUAAAACCAUUGAGUAACAAAGCAGUUGAUGAAAACUGUUUUGUUGUAGAA